Molecule: messenger RNA, 2114 nt
Organism: Aspergillus pseudonomiae
Lineage: Eukaryota; Fungi; Ascomycota; Eurotiomycetes; Eurotiales; Aspergillaceae
Product: Alpha/Beta hydrolase protein
Exons: 2
Coding region: 404-1870 (488 amino acids)
Molecular function (GO): hydrolase activity
Source: RefSeq, a predicted model, not a curated record
GAUGAUUACCGUCCUGUACAUAUGAUUCUUUGAUUCUCAUGACUUCCCUAGGCUAUGAUGUAAAUUCGGUAUAACAAGCUGCAUAAAAUUGCAUAAAAUAGACUAAUCUCAAUAAUCAAUCAAUCAGAUUAAAUUGUACCUUCGGCUGGACCCGUCGAGGACCGCAGCAUACCGAGGCUCGCCCUGAAAGAUUAGAUUCCGUUUAAGCAGUCGUUGCGAGACAAGCGGCGAUCUCUUCGAUCUCCGCUUCUUGAACUCCUCACUCCUGUUUCUUUUUUAUAUUGCUGGUUUCUCUCAGUGUCUUUGAUUUGUAGUUGAUCCGGAGCCAUUCUUUGUUUUCCAGGCUGAGAGUUGUUCACUUCAAACUUUCUAUACACCAGGACAGACAAAAUUGGUCGGCGCCAUGAGUACUCUCGGUAGCCCUAUCGCUCUUUUGAAGGCAAUGGUGGUGAGGAUCCCUCUUAUCCUCAAGACCUUGUUUCUUCAUACAAUUCGCUUGUCCGCCGUGUCGGGAAAGCAAGACCUGCGCACAGAAUUAACUGUCGCCAUCAUCCGCUCUUUCAUUACCUUCACGACGACACCUGUCGGCAAACAGCAAAAAGGCAGCAUGCGUGACCCGGGCAUCAAGGGUCCUAUGUGGAUUUCGAAAGUGACAUUGCCUCCGCCAGAGAAUGAGGUACAAGAAGCCGUGUUCAAAGCCUUCGAGGAUCUGAAACUGGGCGGCGAGACCUACGAUAUCCCAGGUGUUGUCCCUGUCGAGGCUGAGUGGACCGGUUACCGUAGUGGUGUGAAUAAGAAUGCACCGCAGCCUGAUAUCUCGGAAGAAGACAAGUACAAGGCGCUGCGGAAAGAAGCGCAAUCAGACACGGUCAUCCUGUACUUUCACGGAGGGGCUUACUUUCUAAUGGAUCCUUGCACCCAUCGUAUCCCAGUCGCUCACCUGUCCAAGAGGACCGGUGCGCCCGUUUUGUCGGUGCGAUACCGUCUCGCCCCCCAGCACCCCUUCCCCUCUGCUCUCGUGGAUGCGUUGGUCGCGUAUCUGUCUCUCAUUGCGCCACCCCCCGGCUCUCUCCACGAGCCCGUGCCCGCAAAGAAGAUCAUCUUUUCCGGCGACUCCGCGGGCGGGAAUCUAUGCUUGGUGCUUCUGCAGACUCUUCUGACGCUGCGGCGCGUCUCCCCGACCAUCCGCUUCCACGGCCAGGAGAUCCCGAUUGAGUUGCCAGCCGGAGUAGCCAUGAGCUCGCCCUGGUGUGAUGUGACACGGUCCAUGCCCUCUGUCGUGAACAACGCACUAUACGACUAUCUUGCCCCGCCGUCCCAAGUCCCCGAGACACUCUACCAGCCCCCCAACAUUCCCGCAGACGCCAUCUGGCCCUGCAAGCCGCCGCGAGUCGACAUGUUCUCCAACGCCAACGCCGCCAUCCACCCGCUCGUAUCGCCUCUCGCAGCACGUAAAGAACUCUGGAAAGGCUCGCCCCCGAUCUACAUGAACAUGGGCGAGGAAGGUCUCUCGGACGAAGGACUCCUCCUGGCUCGCAAAAUGUACCAAGUUGGCGUUCCGGUCGUGGUCGAGCAGUUCGAAGGCAUGCCGCAUUGUUUCGGUCUUCUCAUGGUGAAGACACCGGCCGGGAAGCGUUUUUUCGAUGGCAUGGCUCAGUUCUGCGAUGACGCGGUUGCGGGUCGCGUUAAGCCCUCCAGCAGUUUGACGUACAUUGGGUAUAAGUUACGCUCGACUCGGGAGAUCCCGUUGGAUAAGGCUGUUUCCUUGACGGACGAGGAGGUGGAUGAGCGAUUGCGCAAGACUGCUGAAUGGAGGAUUGAGGGUGAAAAAGAACUGCAGAAACAAUACUAUGAGAAGGCGAAGUUGUAGAUUUACCUCUUUGGCUACUAAUUUGACCACUAUUGAGGGAUAUUUUUAAUAUAUUCUGGAUGCCCUGGAUCGCACCUAUAUAGCUUACCGCCGUUCCAGGACUAUCCCUUUUCCCCUUGGCCAUUUUAUAUUCUCGUCUGUAUGGAAUUAUUUCAGAGGAUCUAAAACCGCUUGUUCUUACACAGGUGUAGGGAUGCAAUAAUAUUGCUUCCGGGAAGCGUCAUAGAGGGAUUUCAUUCUGAAA